CUCUCUUGCCAUAAACAUAUCGAAUUCUAACAUCUGGGUAUCAUUUGUUCAUGGGAUUUUCUUCUUCAAAAUGAGUCACUACUCAUAUCUCACAUUAGCCCUUUGGGCCAUCCUAAUAUUCUUCUCUAAACCAUCUCAUCAAGCUUCUUAUUCUCCUCCUCCACCCGCCCUCAACCCUAGGCUCCUGGAUGCUUUCGUAGCUCUUCAAGCUUGGAAACAUUCAAUCACCUCUGACCCUAAAAACUUUACCUCCGAUUGGUAUGGCCCAAAUGUCUGCAACUACACAGGAAUCUAUUGCGCACCAGCCCCAGAUGAUCCUCAUACCAUAACAGUUGCAGGUGUCGACUUAAAUCAUGGGAACAUAUCUGGUUCUCUGCCUGAAGAGCUCGGUCUCCUCACUGACUUGUCUUUAUUCCACCUUAACUCGAACCGCUUCUGUGGUACCAUCCCUGAUAGUUUUCGCCAUCUUCGUCUUCUCCAUGAGCUUGACAUUAGCAACAACCGAUUUACGGGUGAAUUUCCUUCUGUUGUUCUUUCUAUGCCUUCACUCAGAUUUCUUGAUAUUAGAUACAAUGAGUUCCAUGGCAAUGUCCCUUCUAAACUAUUUGAUGUAAAUCUUGAUGCCCUUUUCAUCAACAACAACAAAUUCAAUUCUUCCUUGCCUGAAAACUUCGGCAACUCUCCAGUAUCAGUGGUUGUAUUGGCUAACAAUAAUAUCAGCGGUUGCUUUCCUUCAAGCUUGACAAAAAUGGCGGGGACCCUCAGCCAAAUAAUACUCAUAAACAUGGGAUUGACUGGUUGUCUGCAAUCGGAUAUAGGAAAGCUGAACCAAGUGAAAGUGUUUGAUGUAAGCUCCAACGAGCUUGUGGGUUCAUUGCCAGAUUCUAUAGGAGAAAUGAAAAUGUUGGAGCAGCUAAAUGUGGCACACAACAAACUCUCUGGCGAGAUACCAGAAAGCAUAUGCUUAUUGCCAAAGUUGGAGAAAUUCACAUACUCUUAUAAUUAUUUCUGUAGUGAGCCGCAUGUUUGCCUCAAGUUGUCGGCCAAUGAUGAUCGGAAAAACUGCAUACCUGAGAGACCUUUGCAGCGAUCACCUGAGGAAUGCAAGGCGUUCUAUACUUAUCCUGUCAAGUGCGAUGCAUCUGGGUGCUCACCACCACCACCACCACCACCUCCUCCUCCACCACCUCCACCCCCACCACCUCCGCCGCCUCCACCAGUGCAUCAUUAUCAGUAUCCUUGACCAGGGUAGAUAUUAAUUAUAUUAAUAAGAAAAUUGAUUUGUUUCAAUUGUUGUCCCUUUCAUUCAGAGAAAAAUAGGGACUAAGAAAAGUAUAGAGCGUGGGGAUAAUUGAAUUGCCUGACUUUUAUCAUUUGAAUGUUUGUACAUGUUUGCGGAUUCAAUGAACAAUAAUGUAUAUUUCCUUUGUUACUAUUUCUCUUCAAAA
This is a messenger RNA of Manihot esculenta (cassava), 1448 nucleotides long. Its product is annotated as leucine-rich repeat extensin-like protein 6. Lineage: Eukaryota; Viridiplantae; Streptophyta; Magnoliopsida; Malpighiales; Euphorbiaceae. Gene Ontology annotation, molecular function: protein binding. The transcript has a single exon. The record is from RefSeq and is a predicted model, not a curated record. The coding region runs from base 71 to 1243 and encodes 390 amino acids.